Molecule: messenger RNA, 2121 nt
Organism: Haemonchus placei
Lineage: Eukaryota; Metazoa; Nematoda; Chromadorea; Rhabditida; Trichostrongylidae
Source: the annotation of a GenBank genome assembly
AUGUCGUUCGAUAAAGAAAGCACCGAUUACGACAAACACAAGGCUCAAGUCCGAGAGUUCGUCGAGAACUACUACGGUUUGGACGAAAAUGGAUCCAAGGUUUUCUGCUACCGUGAUGACGUGCUACGCAUUGCUGAACGAGAACAGGUUGCUCUCUACGUCAACCUGGAUGAUGUUUUCCGAUUCGACGAGACCCUUUCCACCCUUAUAGAAGGCAAUGCGCGACGUUUUCAUCGCAUAUUCAACGAAGUUAUCGACGAGAUGGUUCAGGAAGCUUUGGGUGGACGGCAGCCACCAAUUCGUGAUGCCUUGGAUGCGUUCAUUUUUCAAAGAGUGCAUAUGGAUGACCAGCUAAAGAUGGCGGAAGACUUUAUGGGUGGAAGUACACAAGAGGUUCGAAAAAAAUACCCUCCGCAGUUACUCAGACGCUUUGAAGUAGUUUUCAAGAAUCGUGAUGCUAUGAAGCCUCUUGCAGUUCGUGAUCUCAAGGCAAACUGUGUCGGAAAACUUGUCACUGUUACCGGAAUAGUAAUUCGUGCUACAGAAGUGAAACCCAUUCUUGAAGUGAUGACGUACGCGUGUGAUACAUGCGGAGCCGAAGUUUACCAACCCAUCAAUGGCCCAUCAUUUAUGCCAGCAGUAAAUUGCCCUAGCAAGGAUUGUGUGGAAUCAAAAGCAAACGGUCGUUUGCACAUGCAAGUCCGAGGUUCGAAAUUCAAUAAGUUCCAAGAGAUAAGGAUACAGGAACUGAGUGACCAAGUACCAGUGGGAUCGAUUCCUCGAGCGCUCACUGUAAACAUUUACGGAGAAGCAACGAGACAGUGUGCUCCUGGUGAUCUCGUGCGUAUAUCAGGCGUACUAAUUCCACUUCUAAAGACUGGAUUUCGGCAAGCUGGUGGUGGCCUAGUCACCGAGACUUUCUUGGAGGCUCAUUUUGUUGAAAAUGUCCGCUGCAAUGUAGAUGAUGAAGAUCUUGGGGACGAUUUAACAGAAAAUGAAGUUGAUCUACUCGCACAAGACAAUCUCUACGACAUGCUCGCGUACUCAAUCGCUCCAGAGAUUUAUGGUCUUACAGAUGUCAAGAAGAGCCUGUUACUUGCUCUUGUAGGGGGCGUUGAUAAAAAUGCAAGUGGAAUGAAGAUCAGGGGAUGUCUUAAUGUGUUGCUAAUGGGUGAUCCUGGAGUUGCUAAAUCUCAACUGUUAUCCUAUGUGAACCGUCUUGCACCUAGAUCACAAUAUACAACUGGGCGAGGGUCAUCUGGAGUUGGAUUGACAGCUGCAGUUGUUAAAGAUCCUCUCAGUGGUGAAAUGACACUUGAAGGGGGAGCCUUGGUUAUGGAACAGCAGACCAUUUCAAUCGCAAAAGCGGGGAUAAUGACAACGUUGAAUGCUCGCGUCGCUAUCAUAGCGGCAGCAAAUCCUGCAUUCGGAAGGUACAAUCCUAAGAGAUCCAUUGAGCAAAAUAUCGAUUUGCCAGCGGCCCUGCUGUCGAGAUUCGAUCUGCUUUGGUUAAUCCAGGAUAAGCCAGACCGUGAUGGUGAUAAGCGACUCGCAUCUCAUAUUACCUACGUGCACAUGAAUUCUAAACAACCAGAAGUAGAUGGAAUGAAGCCUGUCAACAUGCGUCUUAUAAGGCGACUUAUCGAAGUUGCUCAACGAAAAAAUCCCGUGGUAGGAGAUGCACUUCGCGAAAGGCUUGUCGAGAUGUACGUCGAUAUGCGUCGAGUUUCUCGCGAAAGUGAAGACUCCACCUUCGCAUCGCCUCGUCUUCUACUGUCUGUCAUAAGGAUGUCGACAGCGCUGGCGCGUCUGCGGCUUUCUAAUGUUGUUAUGUCAGAUGAUAUUGAAGAGGCUAUCCGCUUGAUGCAGGCAAGCAAGGACUCUUUGAGACCCGAAAUGCAACAACAGGAAAUUCGUCAAUCUCCAGUGGACAGAGCGUUUGCUAUUUUGCGUGAGCUUUGCAUAUCAACUGGUGAUGCCAUCACACUUCAAAGCGCAUUGGAAGCGUGUGCUCGAAAAGGAGUGAGCGAGCAAGCUUUGCAGGAUACUAUAAAAGUUCACGAAGCAAAUGGAGUAAUAGUGGUCGACGCCCAGAAAAGAAUCCGUUUCACCAUGAACUAG